Molecule: messenger RNA, 3278 nt
Organism: Exophiala xenobiotica
Lineage: Eukaryota; Fungi; Ascomycota; Eurotiomycetes; Chaetothyriales; Herpotrichiellaceae
Exons: 2
Coding region: 875-2443 (522 amino acids)
Biological process (GO): anaphase-promoting complex-dependent catabolic process; positive regulation of anaphase-promoting complex-dependent catabolic process; positive regulation of ubiquitin protein ligase activity
Cellular component (GO): anaphase-promoting complex
Molecular function (GO): protein binding; anaphase-promoting complex binding; ubiquitin ligase activator activity
Source: RefSeq, a predicted model, not a curated record
CUCCAAUUUAAAUUCAGGCAACGAGACUCCUUCUUCAUCAUUGAUAGACACCACACCACAUCCAUAACCACAGUACCGCUCAAGGCAAGUGAUGGCUUGCCACUAACAUGAUCACAGGUAUAACAGAUGUUCUAAGCAUCCUUGUCAUUCACGCCCGGGCGUGGCCGUUACUGCCACUCUACAGACAUCUGAACCGCUCGACUGGACCAAGCCUUCGAAGCUGUGAGUUUAUUAGGCUACUCGGCCCUACGCAACGAGUCCAUGGUACCUCAGUCACCAACCGCGCACACCUUACGCAGACUUGUCCUUCAGUCAAGAGAGCAGAGGAUCCUCAGCUUGGCCCUGGACGGUUUCAACAAUGGGCGACCGCGGAAGUGAUACCGAGCCGACCUCAGAAACUAUAGUGGACCACAUCUCGACUUCUGCUGAAGCGAUUCCCUCCCUGACCAGCCAAGCAGAGGUCCCAUUUGACAGAGGCCGUCCCUUGCUUAGAGACCUACAGCAACACCAAUCGACCUCAAUAUUACCAUCCGAAGACCACCCCUCUCAAAACACUUCAAGGUUGCGGCAUCGACCUUAGCAGGGUCGAUCUUCAAGUGCCGGCACUCCUCUUUGCGUCCGAUCUCGCUUCACGUCGCCCGACAGAUUUAUCCCCCAGAGACCUCUGCACGUAGACAAGCGCUCAUCAUACCAGACAGGAAAGCCUCCUACCUUACUGCGGGGCCGAGAGAGGAGUGACAGACGAAGAGACGGUUCGAUCGAUCCUUUUCGUUCAGUCAGCGAGACAAGGUCAAGAACGUUGGCCAGGCAAAGACAAUCUCAUAAUGUCUACAACCUCCGACCACCACACUAUGUCCCGUCGUUCGUCCAUGGCAUGGACGCCUCACCACCACACAUUGAUUGGCGAACAGGGCUGGGAUCGCUGCGUCGAGUCAGUGGCGGAUUUUGGACUGUUGGUGGUCAACUAAUGGUCCAGCUUGGACAACUGCCAGGGGUCAGCGCUUCCACUGGAGGACGUCUCGCUAGCGGAACCACGGCGCCAUUGCAUACUGCUUCCUUUCUGGACCACGCUACUACUGGCGACCGAGCUAUGGGCCAUGAACAUCGCCUUGCGCUCGCUCUUGACAUCGACCAAGCUAGCCGAGUAUUACUUCAGACCCCGCCCGUCGGCGAAGAUAUCCCGAAGCUUUCAGCGGCACGUAGCGGUUUCGUCUGGAGAGAUAGUAGCUGGACGCGAGAUCUGGACAUCCGGUCAGUGGCAUCGAAAAAUGACAAACCAGUCCAUAGCGAAAAAGCGAUACCAACAGUACCUUUCCGGGUGCUCGACGCUCCGAAUCUCAAGGACGACUACUACUGCUCCGUUUUGGCAUACAGCUAUACCUGUCAUACAUUGGCAGUUGCCCUGACCCAGAAGGUGUAUCUAUGGACGGAACAAUAUGGCGUCCGCUACCCUCCUUUGCCUCCAACUCGGCCGACCAAUUUUGUUACCGAUCUAGCAUUCUCGUCCGAACCAGGAGGCAGAGCUAUCUUGGCAGCGGCGCGGAACAGUGGCACUGUCAUGCUUUGGAGCUUGUUGGAAUCCAGGCCCAGAUUCGAAGCUCCACAUUCAUGCGCAGCAUCAUGUGUGUCCUGGAAACCAACCGAGACAUAUCGACCAUCGAUCGACGGUGAAGACAUCGUUCCUUGCGAGGAUCUGCUCGUUGGCGACGAUGCUGGAACAAUCUAUUACUACUCACUGGAGUGGCCCGAAUUUGCCCCAGGUUCGAUGACUCUAAUCGCCAAAAUCGAUGCGCACAGUCAGAAUAUCUGUGGUCUGGCAUGGUCCCCUGAUGCCGAACUCUUUGUUUCUGGUGGCAACGACAAUCGGGCAUUUCUCUAUGAUCCCAAGAUCAUACUAGAAGCUCAACGUGACAUUCAUGCCUCUGGCAGCACUGUCGAGAACCCAGCACGACCCGCUACGCCAGCUGAUCGGGAAUUAUCGACAACAGAUGCCGGCUUGAUGACUCCGCCUUCAAGUUCCGAAAGGAACACCAGUGGGAGCCAGAUGACUACAACAACUGUUCAUGCGAGACCGGACGCGCCCGUGGAAGGGACCGGGCUUGAGACACCUCCUGCCAGUCCCGACAGGCACGAAAGCAUGCCGACUCAAGCACCAGAUAGCAACAUUCGAUGGCUCAGGACCCAGAAUGCUCCUGCGAUGCACGAUCUGCCUCCCGUCCGAAUCGAUCUAGCAGAUCCGAAUAUACCUGGUAUAGCGAAUAUGCAUGUAUACUCAUUCUAUCAUUCUGCUGCUGUCAAGGCUAUUGCAUUCGCUCGUUGGCAGCCAAGUCUUCUUGCCACAGGUGGAGGUAGCAACGAUCGCCAGAUUCACUUCUUUCAUACAGGCUCCGGUGCCACCCUAGCCCAGAUCAAUGUCUUCUCCCAGGUCACCAGCUUGGUGUAGAGCACUACUCGACGAGAAAUUGCGGCAACCUUCGGAUACUCUCAACCAGAGCAUGAGAUCAGGAUUGCUGUCUUCAGUUGGCCAAGUUGCGAAUGCGUUGUUAGCAUUCCAUGGGAUCGCAAGCAGAAUGGAGAAAUUGGACGUGCCCUGUGGGCAAUACCUUAUCCAGGGGGCCCGAACGAUGCUAUACCCAGUCGAAGACAAAGCAGUUCUUCUGACGGCUUCGCAGCUUGGGAGGCUGUCCGACAAACAGAGGCGCAACGUGCAGGGCUCCCAACGACGACCGGUCCUUGGCGAGGCCGAAGUCCUGCACCGAGCCUGGACAGAGGCAAUACCGACACUCCCACUCGUCGGUCGAGAAUGACUUCUUGGAGUCGACCACGGGACACUCUCAGAAGAGAUCUUCGUGGCGAAGGCGAGCCGUGGGCCAGUCGGACAGAAGAAGAGGGCAGCUUGAUCAUCGCUUGCUGUGAUCAGACCGUCAAGUUCUUUGAGAUCUGGGCAGGCAAGAGCAAAGGCAAAGGGCGUGGUCUGGGUAACAGGCAUAGAGUGCUGGGUGGAAGUCGCGUGCUUGAAGGUUGGUACGAGAAUGUGGGUGUAGAUGAGAUUGGGUCUGGCGAGGUGAUCCGUUAGACGAGAGCCCUACUAUUCGGUUGCAAGGUUGACUGGCAUGGCGACCACAUUAUGCUCAAGGCGUAUUCAUCGUCAUCACACACCUGAGGUUGUCACGACUUAUAACAGCUGGACUGAGCAAUGGCAGUAUUGUCUACCUCUAUUCAUAGGAUAUCGCAUAUGGGCAGUGAUGCCGUAGCAUCAAUAUCAUCGCUUCCGUCAA